Messenger RNA from Hibiscus syriacus, 939 nucleotides. RefSeq names its product putative F-box protein At4g38870. The record is from RefSeq and is a predicted model, not a curated record. NCBI's taxonomy places the organism in Eukaryota, Viridiplantae, Streptophyta, Magnoliopsida, Malvales, Malvaceae. The coding region runs from base 1 to 939 and encodes 312 amino acids. Gene Ontology annotation, molecular function: protein binding. The transcript has 2 exons.
AUGAAAUUACUAGAGAUGUUGGUGUUGGAGAUUCUCUCAAAGCUUUCUGUUAAAUCCUUGACCCGUUUCAGGUGCGUCUGCAAACCUUGGUCUUCAUCUUUUCGAACCCAUCAUUUCAUUUCCAAACAUCACCAAAACAACCUCAGAAAAAACAACCUUAAUCUCCUCCUCAAAUGUUGUCAGUUCCAAACCCAAGUCACCCAUUAUUUCUCUCAACUUUCCAUCGAGAAAGGCCUAAACUUUACAGUAAAACACAACAUUCACUUACCCUUUUUCGAGCAUUGUCAGUCUGGUCCUGCAGUUUCUGGACCUUGUAAUGGAUUGGUGUGUUUACGAAGGGAUGAUAAGGUUUCCCUUUGGAAUCCAUCAACUAGGGAGUUCAAAAUUCUUCCUCAAUCCUCGGUCUCUCGCUCUCCUUUAGUAGAUUUCACUAGUUUUGAUUGCCUUGGUUUUGGGUUUGAUUAUCAAAUUAGUGACUAUAAAGUUGUGAGAUUUGUUACUAAUUAUUUUGAACACAAGGAAGACGUAAGCAGAAUUCCUGCUUGGAAUCACCAAGUUGAGUUGUAUUCCCUUAAAAGUGAUUCAUGGAAGGAAAUUUCAGCUCAUGAUGUUUAUCCUUAUGAUGGUCCUCCUGAGUUCAAUAUUUAUAUAAAUGGGUUUUAUUAUUGGCAGGCAAGUGGGAAUUUUGAUUACAUUUUCCUUUCAUUGGACAUGGUUAAUGAAAAGUUUUCAACUUUACCGUUGCCUGAAUUUGGUAGGUUUUUUGUUGGUCAAGUUUUGGAGUUUAAGGGAUUGCUUGGUGUUAUUGUUUAUCCGUUGCUAGGUACCGACAAGUCUUUUUAUUUAUGGGUUAUGAAUGGAUCAUGGACUAAACAAUUCAGUAUUGAAUCCGUUUUUGGAGUUAAGAGACUAUUGAGGUUUUGGAAAAAUGGUGAAUAA